Messenger RNA from Chinchilla lanigera (long-tailed chinchilla), 5382 nucleotides. RefSeq names its product solute carrier family 26 (anion exchanger), member 4 (gene Slc26a4). Gene Ontology annotation, cellular component: membrane. The transcript has 21 exons. Gene Ontology annotation, biological process: transmembrane transport. The record is from RefSeq and is a predicted model, not a curated record. Bases 638 to 2983 code for a protein of 781 amino acids. NCBI's taxonomy places the organism in Eukaryota, Metazoa, Chordata, Mammalia, Rodentia, Chinchillidae. Gene Ontology annotation, molecular function: oxalate transmembrane transporter activity; secondary active sulfate transmembrane transporter activity; chloride transmembrane transporter activity.
AGUUUAGGGCCAGCCUGGACUGCACAGGAAGACCCUGUCUCAAAAAAAGAGUCACUGAGCACUUGAUUUUGAUUGUGAAAUAUAACGAGAGAGAGACAGCGAGAGAGAGAGCUCCAAAAUCUGAGUAAAUUAUGAUUUUUAUAAGCAUACACCCUGAGUACUCCUAAAACACUACACAAACCCAAAACCUCGUUAAUAUACACAAGAUCAACCAGGGAUCCCCUUCCCUCCUGUCCGAGCGCACCGGCGCUGGACCGCGGAGCUCCGGGACGCACCGGACCUCGGGUCCAGGUGAGCACGCGCUGACCUUGUCCUCAGCAGCGCAGCCCCAAAGGAGCCGCGCAGGGGCAGCCUGGCCUCCCCUCGUCGUGGUCAUGGAGUGUUGGGAUCCGAGUGGCAGGGACAACCAGAGAGACUCUCGGCCUCCGGGUUCUGCAAGGGAAAGCACGCGGGAGGGGUAGGGUUUCUUUCCCGGUAGGAAGCGGGGGAGAGCGCAGACGGUGUGUCCUUCCUUUGGGCCAGGGCGUCCCUGUUGCUCCAUAAAUAAAGCGUCUCCCUGCCUUCUUUCUGCGCGCGCUAUAAAGGCGCGGACCUGCCGUCCCCGGCACUGGGGAGGCGCUCGCGGUCGCAGCAGGUCAUGGCAGCAGCCGGCGCGGGGUCGGAGGCGCCGCUCCCCGAGCACAGCUACGCGGUGUCGCGGCCGGUGUACAACGAGCUCCUCUUCCAGCAGCGGCACGAGCGGCGCCUGCGGGAGCGCAAAACGCUGCGGGACAGCCUGGCCCGGAGCUGCAGUUGUUCAAGAAAGCGAGCCUUUGGUGUGGUGAAGAGUCUCCUGCCGGUGCUGGACUGGCUCCCCAAGUACCGAAUCAAGGACUGGCUGCUCAGUGACAUCAUUUCCGGAGUUAGUACCGGGCUAGUGGGUACCCUGCAAGGAAUGGCAUAUGCUCUAUUAGCUGCAGUUCCUGUUCAAUAUGGUCUCUACUCUGCCUUUUUUCCUAUCCUGACAUAUUUUAUCUUUGGAACAUCAAGGCACAUCUCAGUUGGACCUUUCCCUGUGGUCAGUUUAAUGGUGGGAUCUGUUGUUCUAAGCAUGGCGCCUGAUGAACACUUUGUCACUCCCAGCAGUAACGGAAGUGCACCGAAUACAACCAUGGUAGAUACCAUCAUAAACACCGAGGCCAGAGAUGCAGAAAGAGUAUUAAUUGCAAGCACUCUUACUCUUUUGGUUGGAAUUAUACAGCUUGUGUUUGGAAGUCUGCAGAUUGGAUUCAUAGUAAGGUACUUGGCAGAUCCUCUGGUUGGUGGAUUCACAACAGCUGCUGCCUUCCAAGUGCUGGUGUCACAGCUAAAGAUCGUCCUCAACGUUUCUACCAAAAACUACAAUGGAGUCCUCUCCAUUAUCUAUACCCUGAUUGAGAUUUUCCAAAACAUUGGUAAUACCAAUCUUGCAGAUUUCAUUGCUGGAUUACUUACCAUCAUCAUCUGUAUGGCAGUUAAGGAAUUAAAUGAUCGAUUUAAACACAAAAUCCCAAUCCCUAUUCCUAUAGAAGUAAUUGUGACAAUAAUUGCCACUGCCAUUUCAUAUGGAGCCAACUUGGAAAAAAAGUAUAAUGCUGGUAUUGUUAAAUCCAUCCCAAGCGGGUUUUUGCCUCCUGUACUUCCACCUGUGACUAAGUUUUCCGAGAUGCUGACCGCAUCGUUUUCCAUUGCUGUGGUGGCUUAUGCUAUUGCAGUGUCUGUGGGGAAAGUGUAUGCCACCAAACAUGAUUACACCAUUGAUGGGAACCAGGAAUUCAUUGCCUUUGGGAUCAGCAACAUCUUUUCUGGAUUCUUCUCUUGUUUUGUGGCCACCACUGCCCUUUCCCGCACAGCUGUCCAGGAGAGCACCGGGGGCAAGACACAGAUUGCUGGCAUCAUUUCGGCUGGGAUUGUACUGAUUGCCAUUGUUGCCCUGGGGAAGCUUCUGGAACCUUUGCAGAAGUCCGUUUUGGCAGCAGUUGUAAUUGCCAACUUGAAAGGGAUGUUCAUGCAGGUGUGCGAUGUUCCUCGUCUGUGGCGGCAGAACAAGAUGGAUGCUGUUACCUGGGUGUUUACAUGCAUAAUGUCUAUCAUUUUGGGGCUGGACCUGGGUCUGCUGGCUGGCCUUUUAUUUGGACUAUUGACGGUGGUCCUGAGAGUUCAGUUUCCUGCAUGGAAUGACCUCGGAAACAUCCCUAGCACGGACAUCUAUAAAAGUAUCAAGAAUUACAAAAAUAUUGAAGAACUUCAAGGAGUGAAGAUUGUUAGAUUUUCUGGUCCUAUUUUUUAUGGCAAUGUUGAUGGUUUUAAAAAAUGUAUCAAGUCCACAGUUGGAUUUGAUGCCAUUAGAGUAUAUAACAAGCGGCUGAAAGCACUGAGGAGAAUACAGAAGCUCAUCAAAAAAGGUCAAUUAAAGGCAACAAAGAAUGGGAUCAUAAGCGAUGGUGGUUCAUUGAAUAAUGCUUUUGAGGCUGAUGAAGACAUUGAAGAUCCGAAAGACCUUGAUAUCCCCACCAAGGAAAUUGAGUUUCAAGUGGACUGGAACUCUGAGCUUCCAGUCAAAGUGAAUGUUCCCAAAGUGUCCAUCCAUAGCCUUGUGCUUGACUGUGGAGCUGUAUCCUUCCUGGAUGUUGUCGGAGUGAGGUCUUUGCGCAUGAUUGUUAAAGAAUUCCAAAGAAUUGAUGUGAAUGUGUACUUUGCAUCACUUCAAGACCAUGUUAUCAAGCAGAUGGAGCAGUGUGGUUUCUUUGACGAUAACAAUAGAAAGGACACAUUAUUUUUGACUAUUCACGAUGUCAUAGUGUAUCUACAGAACCAAGUUAAAGCCCAAGAAGGUCAAGACUCCAUUUUAGAAAUGAUCACCCUCAUUCAAGAAUGCAAAGAUCCACUUGAAUUAAUGGAAGAAAAGAUGCCUCAGGAAGAACUCGAUGUCCAGGAAGAGGCUAUGCGGAGUCUGGCUUCCUAGAUGUGGACUCAGGUCACUGCAAGCAAGGACUGCAAGACAAAAUUCACCCACUGAUGACACCCUGUGCAAACACUUUCUGCACUGACUAUUUCUUUGGACUUGAAAUGCUCAUGCUCUUCCUAUUAGAUUUUAAAAUCUUUGAGCUUUUACAUGUCUUAGCCAUUGAACAAAAAAGCGUUAAGAUUAUUUUCAUACUUUAUUUAUAAAAUCAAUAGCUUACCUCUAAAGUAUGCAAAAUAGUGAAGAGAAUUACCCAGGCAAAUUAGCAAUGUGCGGGAUCUUAUAAGGAUGUUAUAAUAUGUGGCUGGCCCCCCAAAGGCAGAUUUGCUGUGUUCAUGAGGAUACUGGGGUGUCUCUGUUCAAUUGCAAGAAGUGGUGCCUGAGAGCCUCCAUGGACAGGUGAGCCAGGAAGGAUUUAUGACAGAAAAAAUCAGUUUCUGACUGACCUUGAUAUCCAUGAGCCACUGUCACAGUGUAAGACCACACUUAGUGAAUGCUGAAAUAGUUAUUAAUGCACUUACCAAUAAAAACCUUUAGUCACUUUUGGUAAAAAAGGCAGUUUUAAGAAUAUAAGUUCAGGGGCUGGGGAUUUAGCUCAGCGGCACAGCGCCCUGCCUGGCAAGCGCAAGGUCGUGAGUUCAGUUCCCGGUACUGGAAAAAAACAAAACAACAACAACAACAAAAAGAAUGUAAGUUUAAUUAAUGUUUAAUAAUGAGGUGUUGAUUAGCCUCAUUGAUGAUAGCACAAGCUUACAAUCUCAACAAGGGGGGCUGACGCAGGAGGACCUCAAGUUCAAGGCCAGCCUGGGCAAAUUAGCAACUUAGUGAGAUCCUGUUUCAAAAUACUGAAGUGUUGUUAUAUGUAACCAGAUGUAUAACCAGAAUUCAGGGUCUCUGAUGUUGGAAAUGGUUAAAUUAAAAGCUAUAUAGAACUGGACUGAUACAUAGUUUUAAAAACAUUGAUGCAGACAAGUGAGGCAGAUAAAGAGAUUCUCAUGGUUUAUAGAAAUAAAUUUUCAAUGUGAUAAUCAUGGAUUACAAUGAAAAGAAAAUAUGAUGGACUAGCUUGAAAAUGCAGCUUAAAUUUAUCUUAGUCUACAGAAAUGAUCAUUGUGUGAAGGUAUAUAUCGUAUGGUCUAUUUAACAUCUAACAUGAAAACUGCUGUGUUGAGCAAAAAUAAUUUCAAUAUAGGACCAUGGGUAAUGAAAAUGAGCUGACAUUUUUCCUAAAUAUUUAGCAGUAAGAUAAAUAAUUCUUAACUGAAUUCUGACUUUCAAAAAAAUCUAAAACAUAAAUUGUGUAUAGUAGUCUGUAUUUAAAAUAAGCUUUGAAAGACAAAACUUUCUAAAUGAACUUAGUAUCAAGAGAAAAAUUUGGUUUGGAAUAUACACAUUGCAAAUAUAUACUUACAGAAAUCAUAUUUUAAGCAAAAAAUUAAUUUUAUACCUUAUCUUUACUUCUUUCAGAGUGCCAACAAUUUUUACGUAUUUUGUAAUAUAUAUGUUUAUUCCCAUAUAGUUAAUGUGAAAUUGUAUUUCAUUUCUACAGAAAAAUAAGUACCCAGGUCCUUAGGUGAGACGGUGUCUGCUUUAUUGUGACUCAUAUGUCCCUUUGGCACAGGUGUGCGAAAUCCUGAAAUGUAUUUGGCUACCUGAGGUUAUAAUGUCUUAUUUUGGGUUUCUUCUUAAAUAUAAUCAGAAACUAUGCAUCCACUUCUGAAGGAAGACAAUUAGUGAUUAUAUCAAGUUAAUUGAUCCUGAAUUCUGAUUAUAUCUGUUCAUGGCCCAACCAGGAUUAAAAUGCCAUUUUAUUUUCAUAGUGAUAUCUGCUUAUAAUAGCAACAGAUCAUAUCUUCAAAGAGUGAAUAUAAUAAUAGUCUUAUAGAAAAAAAAAGAAAGUAGAUGAAUACCUCUGUUCAGAAGAGGAAAUAUGCAGUGUUUAUUUUUUUUAAAAUUGAAUUAUCGAAGUUCCCUUUUUCAAUAAGAUGGAGCUUUAUAGACUCUUGUGUCCAUUGUGACUACAGAAGACCAUAGUUUGACUUGUUUCACAUGUACACUAGGAAUACUCUUUCUCUGAUAUGUUCUGUGAAUAGUAAGUAUACUUUUAAUUCUGUAUUAUCUGUGAAGCUUUACUUGAAAUUAAAGCUGCUUUUGUUAUUUUUUUUAACCUAUAGGAUAAGAUUGUGGUAUAUGAAUUUCAAUAGCAAGUAAAAAAAUAAAAUCACGUACAUGUGGGAAUAUUUACACAUACUUUUAAACAAAUGUAAAGUUGCCUUUUAAGCUAUGCUUAGGUGUGCCCUCCCUGAGAAAGGUAGCAAAUGUAUGGAAAAUCCUACAUUCUAAAUUUGCCAUUACUUUUGUUAGUCACCAUUUUUUUUUUUUUUUUUUUUUUUUUUUUU